Molecule: messenger RNA, 2197 nt
Organism: Pistacia vera
Lineage: Eukaryota; Viridiplantae; Streptophyta; Magnoliopsida; Sapindales; Anacardiaceae
Product: transcription termination factor MTEF18, mitochondrial-like
Exons: 1
Coding region: 244-1965 (573 amino acids)
Biological process (GO): chloroplast organization; regulation of DNA-templated transcription
Cellular component (GO): chloroplast
Molecular function (GO): heme binding; double-stranded DNA binding
Source: RefSeq, a predicted model, not a curated record
AUUAACAUCUACAAACUCUAUUCGUUAAACGUUCUGCAACUGAAGCGCCCUUCAUGGCAGCUACUGAGUCAUCGAAACAAGACCAAACUCAAGAGCUAAAGCUUCAAAGCUUCCUACCUUGAGACUAGAACUCAGCAAACCCAUGAAAAAUCAAACCCAAAGGUAAGACAUUUAACCAAACACUUGGUGUUCAUUUGUGUUCAGCUUAAACUUAGCCUUUCUUGUGCUUCUUUAUAAAUAAGCAUGACCCAUUUGCAGAAACUUAGAAAAAUAUCUAUCCUCAAAUGGGGUUCUUCAAGUUUUGUUGGAAACCCAAUUGGGUCAUUUUACUUUGCUCAAAAGCCUAGGCUUUAUAGAACAAAAAAAAGUGUUAAAACUGAAAAUGGUGGAAGUGUUAAUGAAGAUAUUAAAAAAGUCUCUGUUUCUACUAGAAGACAAGCUCAAGCUGCAUUAUCAGAAUAUUUGCAUUCCACUAGGAACUUACAGUUCAUAGAUGCUGAUAGUAUGAGCAAAAACUCACCUUUUUUUCUUCAAAAUAUUUUGAAAAGGGUUGAAAAUGAAGGAGAUAUUGGGUCGUCUAUUACGCGGUUUUUGCGUUAUCAUCCUAUUAAUGAAUUUGAGCUUUUCUUUGAGAGUUUGGGAUUGACGCCUAGCGAGUAUAGUCCUUUUCUUCCGCGUGAUUUGAUGUUUUUGAGUGAUGAUGAGUUGUUGCUAGAGAACCAUCAUGUUUUGUUUAAUUAUGGUAUCGAACGAAAUAAUAUAGGGAAGAUUUAUAAAGAAGCAACAGAAGUUUUUCGAUAUAAUGUUGGAGUUUUGCCAUCAAAGCUUCAAGCUUAUGAGAAACUGGGGCUUAGCCAGUCUGUUAUAAGGAAGUCUAUAGUCUGUACUCCUUAUCUUUUGAUUGGAAAUGUAAAUGAGGAAUUUGUUAAGGUGUUAGAAAUGUUGAAAAGUGUGGGAAUUGAAUUCUUUUGGAUUGAGGAACAUUUGUUAAAGAAAAAUUCUUGUAAUUGGCGUAUGAUGCUUAGUUUUUUAAGCUUACUUAGCGAGAUUUGUUGCAGUGAGGAACAGUUCGGUAGAAUAAUCAGGGAGCAUCCUGAACUUCUCUUGGAGGGAUCAGGGGAUAGGGCACUUACCCUGAUUGGUUUUCUACUAAAAUUCGGAUCAACAAAGAAUGAGAUAUGCUCGAUGUUUCAGCAGUUCCCACAAAUUCAAGUGGAGAAAUUUAUUUUGAAUUCGAGGCAAUGUUUUAUGUUCCUGAAUGAGAUUGAGAUGGAGGCUAAGGAGAUUACGAAUUUCGUCCGUGCUCACCCUGUGUUGCUUGGUUCAUGUUCUUUGAAGAAAACUAAUAGUUUACUUAAUGCCUUGAAUGUUGGAAAAAAACGUCUUUGUGAAUACAUCCUUGAGAACCCUCAAGAAAUGAAGAAAUGGGUUAUGGGGUCGAGAGUUGAGCCUUUCUCAAAUUCAGUAGAGAAGGAAAGAUCACAAAAGCUGAAGACCAAAUUUUUGAUAGGUGUAGGAUUUGUAAAGAACUCAAAAGAAAUGGAAAAGGCACAGAAGCUUGUACGAGCCAAAGGAUGCAAACUUCAGGAGAGAUUUGAUAUUCUCGCAAAAGCUGGUAUUGAUCGAAAAGAUGUUUGUGAAAUGGUAAGAGCAUGUCCUCUAAUCCUUAACCAGUCAAAGGAUGUCAUCAAAACAAAGAUAGACUUUCUUGUGAAUGAUUUGGAUUACCCUAUUUCGUCUUUGAUAUCAUCCCCCUCAUAUCUUUUGUAUACAAUGCAGAGGGUCAAGGUUAGAUUAUUAUUGUAUAAUUGGCUUAAAGAUCAAGGAGUAGUAGAACCUAUGUUGAGCUUGAGUACUUUAAUUACAUGUAUGGAUAACAUAUUUGAAGCUCGGUAUGUAAAUCUUCAUCCUGGAGGUCCUCAAGUUUGGCAGGAUCUAAAGAAACAAAAUUGUCCGAAAAAAUGAUAUGAAGAUCUUGAUUUAGUUCUUCAAUUUCAGAGAUAUGUCAUUAGUUGUUUAUACACACAUUGUUAAUUGAAGCUGAUUGUCUUCAAUUUUAGUGGCAGAUGAAAUUUAUGAAGCCAAGCAAACUCAUGACCAGGUAAUUGUUGUCGUAGUUCUUGUUUGUUUAUAGUUUCAUCGUUCUUUCAAGCAUUGGAGCUCCUUUGAGAAAUGGUUCUACCCAUCGUGUUUUACA